Cladophialophora psammophila CBS 110553 is the source of this 429-nucleotide messenger RNA. RefSeq lists its product as uncharacterized. The transcript has a single exon. The record is from RefSeq and is a predicted model, not a curated record. Bases 1 to 429 code for a protein of 142 amino acids. Lineage: Eukaryota; Fungi; Ascomycota; Eurotiomycetes; Chaetothyriales; Herpotrichiellaceae.
AUGGCAGACCCCUUGUCUAUCGCUGCCAGUGUUGUUGGACUUGUUGCAGCGGCCGUCCACGUGAGCAAGGCCAUUUCAGAGCUGCGGCACCUCGGUGAGUUACCGAGGCGCAUCUACACCUUAAAGAACGAGGUCAGUGACUUUGAAGCGGUGUUACGUCAGGUCGAGGAUGCACUCAAUCAGCAGACUUUGGUCCCGGACAAUGAACAAGGAUCGCUCGAACCAAUAUUGAAUAGGACCAAGGGCCAUCUCGCAGAUCUCGUAAAGGCCCUUCACCGUUUCGAAGACGCCUGCAAGGGAAGCAAAAUCAAGAUCAUCGCCAACAGCGCCAUCUGGCUUAGAUAUAGGACAAUAUUCCAACGCUCUCACGAAGAUAUACGCUCUGUCAAAACGACUUUGGCUUUGAUGCUGGGGGCCUCCAACUCGUAA